AUGAUUGCAGGAAAGGAAACAGUCAGAAUCAACGUGCCAUCGGUGAGUGCAUGUGCCGAAUACUGUGGAAAAAAAAGUUUCUGUCGGACGGCUAUCUUCAAUUCAUACAGGAAAACGUGUGCAAUUUCUUACGAGUACACUCUCAACUGCAGGUAUAACAAGAAUCGAUACACCGACUUCGAUCUACGUCAUAGCUCCAGCCAUUUGAUUCAAAUUGCAUGUGUGACAAAAUGUGGUGGAGAUCAUGCCCCUUCUAGUAAGUUUAUACAAAGUUCCCUCAACGUUUUCGGGGUCAAUGAACUCGAUAUGGGGUCCGCCCUCGGCAUGCGGUCCAUUUCAUUCUCAUACAACCUCAAUCAAUAA
Haemonchus placei is the source of this 363-nucleotide messenger RNA. The record is from the annotation of a GenBank genome assembly. Lineage: Eukaryota; Metazoa; Nematoda; Chromadorea; Rhabditida; Trichostrongylidae.